Molecule: messenger RNA, 927 nt
Organism: Adineta steineri
Lineage: Eukaryota; Metazoa; Rotifera; Eurotatoria; Adinetida; Adinetidae
Source: the annotation of a GenBank genome assembly
AUGGAGUCUACAACUACUAAUAGAGAUUUAUUUCAAAAUAUGAAAAUUGAAACAAAACCAUAUCGUAAAUUUUUAAAAAAAUUUAAAAAUGAUUGGUCACUUGUUCUAUCAAGUAUGUUAGCAUUUAAUUUAUUAAUUGCACUUUUACCUAUGGCAAUAAUUUUUUUUGGUAUACUUGGUCUUAUUCUUAAUAAUAAUAUAAAUUUACAAAAUCGAAUAAAAAAUUCAAUUAUAAAUACAUUUCCACCAAAAGCAAAUGAUAGUUUACGUGAAAUAAUAAAUAUAGCAUUUAAAAAUUUAUAUCAUGAUGCUGGAAUUAUUUUAACAUUUGGUAUAUUAUUUGCUAUUAUUGGUUGUUUAAGAUUAUUUGUUGCUAUUGAUCGAUCAUUAACAAUUAUUUAUCGUAUUGAAGAACGUAAAUUUAUAAAAAAAUAUUUUUUAGCUUUAAAAAUGCUUUUACUUUUUCUUAUACUUAUUCCAUUAAUGAUAAUUGCUUCAUCAACUCCAUCAAUACUCCUUGAUUUUAUUCCAAAUGCUGGUGGUCGUUUUGGUACAUAUAUUCUUGGAAUUUUAACAAGUUUAUCUUUAACAUUUCUUCUAUUUGAAAUAAUUUAUUAUUUAAUACCAAAUAAAAAAAUGACAUUCAAACAAACGUGGUGUGGAGCAAUUAUAGCUUCUGGUGCUUUACAAUUAUUUAUGAUAUUUUUUCCACUUUAUAUUCGAACAUACAUGACUAGUUAUACAGGUCAAAUUGGUUUUGCUGUUAUUUUAAUAUUAUUUCUCUUCUACUUCGCUAUUAUACUUAUAUUAGGUGCACAAAUUAAUGCUUUCUUUUUCGAAUCUAUUCAACCAUUACCUGAUCCACUUGGUACAUUUAUUAGUAGAUUAUUCGAAAAUUCUGAUGAUAAGGCAGUAGACAAUUAUUAA